AUGAUGGUGCUUGUCGCCACCGCUCUUCGAUGCGCGGAUCUGAGACGGCCACCCGGAUGGAAGGUGGGCUUUGAGGCAAGGCUGUUGGGCCCUACAGGCACAGGAAAAACGAGUAUAAUCAACCAACUUUCCGGGAGCUCCUUGGUUGUUUCGGACAACCCUGGGUCCCUCGAACCGGUCACGACAGCAGUGCAAGAAGCGUCUUGCGAAAUUGACGGCCGGCCAGUCUUGCUGAUCGACACACCCGGUCUCGAUGCAGAGGAGGGUUUGCGUAGUGUAGUUGGGAUCAUUGCUGACCUACGGAAUCGCCAGAAUAGCGGCAUGAAAUUCAGCGGUAUCAUAUACACGUGUUCUGUGAACGAGAACCGCGUAAGACCCGUCAAUGUCUUUGAUGCGUUCCGCAAGCUGUGUGGGGACGCUGCUAUGCCCGUCGUAACCGUGGUGACGACUGGCUGGGAUCACCUUCGGGACCGCAGUGUCGGUGAGAAGCGCGAACAGGAAUUGCGUUCGGAGAAGCAUGGCUUCCGCCCUGCACUUGACCGGGGCGCGAAGAUAAAACAAUGGGACGCUAAAAAUCCUCAAACGGCAGAGGCCAUUGUAAAGGAAAUCUUGCAGUCAGGAGGGGGCCCAGAAAGGUCACAAGUUAGACUAUUCCACGACACUUUCGUCAGUCCAGUCACGGUGCUUGUCGGACAAUUCGAUUAUAUACGGGAUGACGCUGUUGAAAUCACUGCAGUCACGUGGCAUAAGGUCGACUUGCCGCAGCUGUACUGGUUGGAAGGAAAGCUGUACUUCUACCAACUCUGCCCUGUAUUACCCCCACAACAUCUCAACCUCUGUAGCUUCUGUAUACAUAUGUACUCUCCUCGUCAAAGCUAUGGCUCCCCGCCCCCAGAACUGUCAAACAAUCCGUUCAUCGACCACCCCGCGAACGCGCUCUCGCGAUUUCCAGACAUCUCGGCUGGUGCUGAUACAGCCAACUCAGGACAGUAUACCUCAUGGCUACAGCAACCUGGACAAUCAGGCUCCAUGCUGGCAUCGAAUUCCACCGGAUAUCCAGGACAAAGCGACUCCUCCAUGUAUGGUGGUGGCGCGUAUCAGCAGCCACAGCCAACAGGAUGGCAUGCGAGCCCGGGAUACUUCCAACCCCAGCGGGCGUAUGGUGCGCCACCCAUGCAGCCGCAGACCACAGGGCGGCCGGGAUUCCAGCCCUCGAGCUCUUUCGGUCAGCAGCUCGCCGCGCAGGUGAACACUGCGUACACCGGCGUGCCGCAGCAGCAACCGCAAUACACAGGAUAUCCACAGAUGCAGGCGCCCUCGCAGUUCGGAGCCGGGUACCAGCCAGGCUAUGCCUCUCAGCAACCGCAGCAAAACCCGCAGUAUAUUGCCGAACUCGACCCAUACGGGCCAGGAUCACAGCCAUCAUAUAGUGGUAGCGGCGCCAUCGGUUACCGACCCCCACACCCGCGCGAGUACGUCCAACAACACAAAGCCGAGCUGGAAACCUGGGAUAGCUACUCCUGGAAGCAGAUUCAAAACUCGUUCGAUGCACUGAAAGAGGCGUGGGGCGCGCGGAAACGUGAUAUCGAGAACAGAGCGCGGUCGCUGGGAGGUGCAGGCUUGUUCGGCGGCGGCGGGUACGGCGGCAUGUAUGGCGGGCAGGCCCAAGAGCUCGCCCGGCUGGAAGGUCUCGUGAGGGAAGCUGAGUCCAAUUUUGACUCGGUCGCAGCUUCUGCAUUUCAGAUGCAUGAAGUAUAUACGGGCUAUCGACAGUCUGGCGACAUCGCCUCCAAGCGGCGAGUGCGCGAGGCCAUCAAUGCUGCGCUCGUCAGUCUGCCCGACUGGCCGCCCCAAGCGUUCUAG
This is a messenger RNA of Postia placenta MAD-698-R-SB12, 1863 nucleotides long. RefSeq lists its product as hypothetical. The transcript is spliced from 9 exons. Gene Ontology annotation, molecular function: GTP binding. The coding region runs from base 1 to 1863 and encodes 620 amino acids. The record is from RefSeq and is a predicted model, not a curated record. Lineage: Eukaryota; Fungi; Basidiomycota; Agaricomycetes; Polyporales; Adustoporiaceae.